Ictidomys tridecemlineatus (thirteen-lined ground squirrel) is the source of this 1026-nucleotide messenger RNA. Its product is annotated as olfactory receptor 1N2. Gene Ontology annotation, cellular component: membrane. The record is from RefSeq and is a predicted model, not a curated record. NCBI's taxonomy places the organism in Eukaryota, Metazoa, Chordata, Mammalia, Rodentia, Sciuridae. Gene Ontology annotation, biological process: G protein-coupled receptor signaling pathway. Gene Ontology annotation, molecular function: olfactory receptor activity; G protein-coupled receptor activity.
UAAAUAUACUGAUAAUUAAAUAUUGUCACAUGGAAAGGUUUUAUCUGCACAGAUCACAAGGACUACAAGGGAUGGGAAAACCAAGCCUAGUGAACCAAUCUGCUGUUUCAGACUUCCUCCUUUUAGGACUCUCUGAGCGGAUAGAAGAACAGCCUCUUCUAUUUGGCCUCUUCCUGGGCAUGUACCUGGUCACUGUGGUGGGGAACCUGCUCAUCAUCCUGGCCAUCAGUUCUGACCCACGCCUCCAUACUCCCAUGUACUUCUUUCUGGCCAAUCUAUCGUUAACUGAUGCCUGUUUCACUUCUGCCUCAAUCCCCAAAAUGCUGGCCAACAUUCAUAGGCAGAGUCAGACCAUCUCCUAUUCUGGGUGCCUUGCACAGCUAUAUUUCCUCCUUAUGUUUGGUGGCCUUGACAACUGCCUCCUGGCCGUGAUGGCGUAUGACCGCUACAUAGCCAUCUGCCAGCCACUCCAUUAUAGCACAGCUAUGAGUCCUCGACUCUGUUCACUAAUGCUGGGUAUGUGCUGGUUGCUGACCAACUGUCCCGCUCUGAUGCACACACUUUUGCUGACCCGUGUGGCUUUCUGUGCCCAGACGGCCAUCCCCCACUUCUACUGUGAUCCCAGUGCUCUGCUGAAGCUUGCCUGCUCUGACACCCACAUCAACGAGCUGAUGAUCAUCUCCAUGGGUUUGAUGUUCCUCACUGUUCCUCUCUUGCUGAUCGUCUUCUCCUAUGUCCGAAUUUCCUGGGCUGUGUUCGGCAUCUCUUCUCCCGGAGGGCGUUGGAAGGCCUUCUCCACCUGUGGUUCUCAUCUCACGGUGGUGCUGCUCUUCUACGGAUCUCUUAUGGGUGUGUACUUACUUCCCCCAUCAACUCACUCUACAGAGAGGGAAAGUAGGGCUGCUGUCCUCUAUAUGGUGAUUAUCCCCAUGCUGAACCCAUUCAUCUACAGUUUGAGGAACAGAGACAUGAAGGAGGCUUUGGGCAAACUUUUUGGCAGUGGGAAAACGUUCUUCUUACCAUGAC